AUGGUGCAUUCCAGACUGUCGACGACAACGUAUGGAUGGCCGAUCAAGUAUGCGCGUUCGUUGAAUGAACUCGUUCGCGCUAUUCUCGGAGGAGUCAUUGGACAUCGCAGUGCGUAUCGGCGUGGGGUUUUACACCGCGAUGCCAGUACCGGGAACAUCCUCAUCAGGAGUGAUGCAGAUGGGACCGAUGGUUAUGGAGUACUCAUUGAUUUUGACAACGCUAUCAUGUUCGAAAUGCAUCAACCACUGCUCAAUGAUCCCCCUUCUGGGACUCGGCCCUUUAUGUCUGCAGAGAUAUUGGGGAAUGAGUAUUAUUUCGGUGAGGGCAUCGAUGAACAACCUGAAGUUGGUGUCGUCGCUUCAACAAACGAUAACGACAACAAUACAGAUAAUGAAGAUGAAGAUGAGAACCAUUGCGGCGGUCACGGAUAUGAUCAGGACAAGGACAAAGACGAAGGUGAAAAUGAAGAUGAAGACAAAGACGACUGGGAGGACGAAAACCAUAGUGACGACGAAAGUGAUGUGGAUGAUGAAGACGACAAAAAGUUGGAAGCUGUUCAUGGCCCGCCUCACAGUGUCAUUCACGACCUUGAAGGUUUCUUUUGGGUUCUCCUCUGGGUCUGUAUCUCGAGAAGUGGUCCAGCUAUCCGUCGUAGGCAGCUUAACAACCCCGACCCGUCGUCAAAGUUUCAUCGAGAAUGGUCAGGUCUUUUCGAGGGAGACAAUGUGGUCUACAAAAAGCAACGCGUAAUGAUGCUACCUAGAACGUCAUUCGUAACAUGGCUUACGCCCCUCCUUCCGGAUUAUCAUAAGCCGCUGACGCAUCUCCUAGCUGACUUACGAGAUAUUCUCCAGGAAGCGUACCGAGAGCAUAGGUAUGACGACGUGGAAAACCUAUAUACCGCUUUCAUUACCACGCUUGAACACUACAAGGCCGAUCCGGCGAAGGUGUCGGAUAAAGUACGUUCCAAGUGGAUCCAGGCGCAGCGCGCGGAAGAUCGACGCCGAAGACAAGACGUAGGGAAAUGGGAAGCAUCUCCCGUCGCAGACAGAUCGGCGACUGCAUCGUCGCGCAGGGACCGGCGCCGUGUCAGCGAACCCGAAUCGCCUACCCCAAAACGCCGCAAGAAGCCGUCUGGAAGUGGCCCGCGUCAGGGAUAG
This is a messenger RNA of Fibroporia radiculosa, 1161 nucleotides long. RefSeq lists its product as uncharacterized. The coding region runs from base 1 to 1161 and encodes 386 amino acids. NCBI's taxonomy places the organism in Eukaryota, Fungi, Basidiomycota, Agaricomycetes, Polyporales, Fibroporiaceae. The transcript has 3 exons. The record is from RefSeq and is a predicted model, not a curated record.